AAUGUCAGAAGUUAUAGUUAUGAUAAGAUCAGAAAUUGGAAUGAAUAGAGUUUCUAUUCUAUCUAAUCAAACAUUUUCAGAUUUUGUAAACAAAGUUGGUUAAAUUUUGAAUAAACCUCCUGAAUCUUUAUAAUUAAAUUUAGAAGGUGUAUAGAUUUCUUCAAAAGUACCUCCAACUAUGGCAAUCAAAAACAUUCCUAAAUUUGAGUAAUAUAUUAAUACAUAUUAUUAGAAAUGGAGCCUUUAUUAAUGUUUUAAUUGACACUAAAAAAGCUCAAUAAAAACCAUAAUAAAUUUAAACUCCUGAGCAACCAAAAGUUUAUACGGCAUUUGGAAAAUUAGCAAAUGCUUAAUAGAUUUAAUAAGUUGACCAUAAAAUACAUGAAAAUAAAGAUCAGUAUUUUAUUUAUAUUAUAAUCAUAGUGCUUUAAGUUAAUUUUGCUAACAUGGUCCAUAAGCUAAAUGCAUUAAUUGUUUAUCUUAAACAUCAAACAAAAUUGAUAAAUAGGAAAAAACAGAAAUUAAUAAAUGUAAGCAUGGAGAAGGUGGUCGUUGUUUGAAUUGUGCACCUUAUGAAUAAGAGAAGAAGAAUACUAAAGUAGCCAAUAAAAUCUUAUGUCAACAUGGUCCUAAUGGAAAAUGUCCACAUUGUAUUGAUGAAGGUCAAAUAGAGGCUAAACAUGUUUCAUUUGAUCAAUAUUUGCAUGAUAUGAAAUUCAAAUGUCGUGGAUAACAUCCAGAAAAUGGAAGAUGUAAUAAUUGUUUACCCCCAACUAUGGUAAUUAUUUUUGAAUUUAUUUAUUUAGAUAUCUUAUAAAUUAAAGAAAGAUUGUAAAAAUCAUGCUCCAUAUCCUAAAGCUAUGUGUAAUAAUUGUCUUCCACCAUCUAUUUUAUUAAAAAGAUAAGUUUAUAGACAUGUUGAUUAUGUUGAAUUCUUAAACAUUCCAGAAAUGUCUAAUUUAGUUUAAUAUUGGACAAGUAAAGGAAAAACAGAAUAAAGAAUGGGAUUUUUAUAUGGAUAUUAUGCUGCAGAUCCUAAUUAUUAAAAUGGUGUUAGAGCAAUAGUAGAAGCUAUAUAUGAACCUCCUUAAAAAGGUUCAUUUGGUCAUGUUGAAUUAUUGAAAGAUCCAGCUUAAAGUCAUGCUGAUGAAAUAGCAAAUAGUUUAGAAAUGGAAAAAAUAGGAUGGAUAUUUACAAAUGUUAAUCAUGAUUGUUUUUUAUCAAGUGAAGAAUUGAGAUAAGCAGCAAAAUACUAAUAACUUCAUUCUAUUAAACAUCCAGAAGGUUGUUUAGUAAGUAAGUUCUUAACUGUUGUUUUGAGAAGUAAAAAAUAUAAAAUAUAUCAUUAAAUUAGCUAAAAAAGAUAAUCCUGAUGAAGUAGUUCCAGAAGUUUAUAUGGUUUCUGAUUAGGGAUAGUAAUUGGAAUAUGAUGGAAUAUUUUAGAAUUCAGGAAGAAGAAAGGUAUUAUAAGUUAGAGAACCUAAAGAUGAAUUAGAUGUGUUACCAUCAUUUGUAUAUAAUGGAAAAUCAGUAAAAGAAUUUGAACCAGACUUUUUUAUAGUGAAUGUAAUAUUAAAUAUUUUAAUAUUUAUAGGUUGCUCAUGGUUACAAUCCAAAUUCAAAUUAUAAUACAUUCAAGUUAUAUGAUUUCCCUGUUGAGAAUAGAUCAGUAGUAGCUAAAUAAUAAGAUCUAAAGGCAUUCUUACAUAAACAUUAAAAGAAACCAAGUUAUCAUAGAUUUGCAGAUUUCCAUUUGUUGUUAUUUUUGAGCAAAUUGAUAGACAUACAUGUAAAUAUCUUAUUGAGUUAAAAUAGAGUAUUGUCAAUAUAACCACGUUUAUAGCCAGUGAAUGCGAAGUACCAAAUGAAUUACUUGAUAUUGUGAAAAUGUAUUCAACAGGUCCUUGAG
Molecule: messenger RNA, 1909 nt
Organism: Paramecium pentaurelia
Lineage: Eukaryota; Ciliophora; Oligohymenophorea; Peniculida; Parameciidae
Source: the annotation of a GenBank genome assembly